Messenger RNA from Syngnathus typhle (broad-nosed pipefish), 6029 nucleotides. It is a transcript of the gene tasora, whose product is annotated as transcription activation suppressor a. NCBI's taxonomy places the organism in Eukaryota, Metazoa, Chordata, Actinopteri, Syngnathiformes, Syngnathidae. The record is from RefSeq and is a predicted model, not a curated record. Gene Ontology annotation, cellular component: nucleoplasm; heterochromatin. The transcript is spliced from 28 exons. The coding region runs from base 166 to 5454 and encodes 1762 amino acids. Gene Ontology annotation, molecular function: chromatin binding. Gene Ontology annotation, biological process: protein localization to heterochromatin; negative regulation of gene expression, epigenetic.
AAUCUGCGGCUAAGUCUCAGCGAAGAAGUACUCGGCGAAAACAUGGAGUCGGUGGUGUUUACGACGAUGCAACUUCCACCCUGACGCGGAUCCCUGCGAGAAGAAACGAACGACGACGGCGUCUCAGUGCAGCUUGCGAAGAGGGCCAGGAUCGGGUCGGAGGUGAUGGAAUUCGGUGUAGCCCGACGGGUGCCGUACCCGCCGCCGCCGAGGAGGAUGUCCUCGGACUACCCCGGGGCUAGUGUUAGCGCGCAAGAUGGCGAGUGCGCGAGUGCGCUCGUCCCGACCCACGGAAAGCCUCUUCCCAGCGGAGUUGAGGCUCCUCCAGGCGCCUGUGGUGUCCCGGGAGCACAGUCGUCCGUCGGGCGAUCGUCACUGGUUGUCCACCAGAGGCACAUGCCGAAGGAGCCCGACAAAUUCCAAAUCCCCAAGAAGGAGAAGAAAGCUCUGUUGAAGCAUAUCUCCAGUGAGUCACGGGAAUACGAGGGCGUGAAGAGCAUCCUGACGGCAGGUCACGUGGACACGGCCUCGGCAGCCUGCUUCACCUACAGCGGCAUGCGACUGGUCCACAGCGAGCAGCUGGAGAAGGAGUUUGUAGAGAAGAGGAGGGAGAUGAAGGCGGAGGGCCGUGUAGAUAAGGAGCUGGAGGAGAGUUACUGUUUCCUCUUGACCGACGAGGCCAAGGUUCCAUUGCUGUGCGAGAAAGGCCUGAUUGUGGGUCAAAACUGGCAGUCGGGCCUGGGAGACCCCAAUAAAGGGGUCUAUUUGUGCAGGUAUUCAGAUUUAAUUCAGGUUCAUCCGUUCCACCACGGAGCCUCGGGUCAGAUCAUCGUCUUCAAAGUGAUGAAGGGCAAAGUGAAGAGCAUCUACGAGAACAUCAAGAACGUGCUGGACCCCACGCCACGCUUCGACAGCCACCUGUCCAAGAAUGUCAGCAAGGUCACGUCAGUCGGCUCCUACCGCGCCUUCGAGUACACCCAACAUUACUUUUACGAGUACGACUUUGACGAGCUGAAAAAGCGCCCCCGCCAGGUGUGCCCGUACGCCGUGGUCUCCUUCCACUACAAAGGCAAAGACUCGCCGCUUCCCAGCAUGCCUUUGGCCCCUGUCAGGGCAAACAGCUGGCCAGGAGCGGCCAGUAAAGAGUCGGUGCAGUUCACCGUGUGGAGCGGCGACCUGGUGCACAACGGCAAGAUGGUCUCUCCCGUCUCCCUGCGCUCCUCGUCGCUGCCCUUCCUCCCGCACAAACUACCCGACAGGCUGAAGUUGGGACGCUUGAUGAGGCUGGACGAGGUGGUCCAGCUGCUCCCGCCUGAGCUCUUCUCCUACAACCUCUAUGGCAGCAGCAACAAGGAAGUCGAGAUGCGGGGGCAUCAUUGCAGCCUGCUGGAGGUGGUGGACCGAAGUCGCUCCAGCAACAACAUGAGCAGGCUGCUGCAGGAGUUGGAGGACAAGGGAGUGGUUUUGGUGAGCACGCUGACUGAGCGAGGCUUCCUCUUCCUGCUGUCCAGCGCUCAGAUGGUCACGCCCUCCGAGAGAGGGGAGAGUUGGAAGCGACGUCUCCAGGCCUUGUUCGUCUUCCCUGAGAGCAGAGAUGUGCACAAAUCCCCAUCCAGCUGUGCCACCCCCUGCCGCGGCCCCAGCUACGGCGGAAUAGCAGGACUGAAGCACUUCAUCCCGGCGCUGCAUCACGCCCUGGUCAAGAUCCACACCCACCCCACCUCGGAGCUCUCCACCGGCGUGGAGCUGCACGCCCAAGAGUACCUGGUCGGCCAGAAGGACGGCAAGGUGCCAACGUACCGCAUGGGCGAGUACGACGUCAAAGCGGAGGAGAAGGCUGCUGCCUCUCCGGCGCACAAACGUCACCGGCUCAGCACGGACGGCCACAUGCGCCCGUACCUUCACAAUCCGGCCCGCUACCAGCUGGCGGCGACUCAUGCCUCCAAGAUGGUGGAGCUCCAUUGCACGCGCUUGGAGCUUCCGGGGCCCAGGAAGGGGCAAGAGCCAGCCGGCAGCAACACCCACAAGUUGCGGCAACUGAUGGACUUGGUGAUGACCUGCAAGAGGAACGCCGAGAACGAGGUGAAGCGAGAGGAGGUGCGAGGAGAGCCCAAAUCAACGGGGGGAAAGCGAAGGAUGGACCAAAGGGUGGCCGAGCGAGCGCUCAAGUACUUGAAGGCCUCACAUGAGCCGUCGGAAUGGGAGAAGAGUCCGGUGGAGGGCAGGCAAACCGCAGCACCCCCCGGCUCGCUCGCCUUCGCCAUCGAGUCGGUGGGUCUGGCGGGCGUGGCCGUGCAGGAGGACGGAUCCGAGCUUGCUGGCAGACUUCGCAAACUGCUGACAGGUCUCAAGCAGGCUGCCAGAGUUGCACCGCAAAGAACCCAUAGCGCCAACGGUUCCGAGGAAGGCCGGGCCGAGUCGUCGCCCUUCGAGCGGCUGGCCGCCAAAAUGGGCCUGCCCGCCAACCGUGACAUCGACCUGAGGAAGCAGGACGAGCUGGAGGAACAGAUGGCGGGCAGCGUGAGUAGUCUGGAGGGAUUCAGUCCCGGCGGCGAGGGUUACCAUCACGAUCCGCGAGGAGGAAGCGGCGUGGGGAAGAGACCGCACGACGAGGACAUCCCGUGGAGACUCAUCCCCAUCACAGGUGAACGAAGGUGGCAGCUGCGCCUCUGUCAUCCUCAAGCUGCAUUCGUGGAAUCGAUCGAAUCCACUGCAGCCUUGCAAUAUAUCAUGCAGCAAGGUCUGCGCUCCGACAAGAAUGCGUGGAGGGACCAGAACCCCCCCCAGGACCCUCGCCUCCAUGGCGCCAUGGCACCCCUGCCGGAGCGAGCGCCCUCGCCCAGCCCCAUCUCAUCCCCCGGGGCCAGUCCCCCUCGGAGCCCGUGCCCUGAGCCCAGCCCCUCGCCUGAGCCUGGCCCCCCUGCCUCGCCCGGGUGCUGCCCUUCCCCUGAGCCCCCAGAAGCCCGCCGUCCCCCUUCUCCCACCGGAUUCCCGUCCAUCCUGCCCUCGCCCGACCGGCGUCAGGCAUCGCUGCCUCGAGAGCAAAGAAGCCAUGCGGACGACCAGCAGCAGGUUGCUUCCCCUGCCUCCAGGGAGUGCCUCCAAGCUGAUGCGUCGAGUGAAGUCUCUAGUGACACGUCGGCACGGAACAACAUAACUGCAGAACGCAACACCGACGGCAGAGAAGAUCAAGAGCCCUCCGCACAGACUUCUGCAGAAGUGAAGAAGGAAGCCACGGACGUGGUCGACUUGACCAUAUCUUCGGAGGAGGAUGAGUGCGCCGUGGUUUUGGUCUCCUCGCCCCCCCCCGAUCUUCGAGGCAUCGACGCCAUCCUGGACAAUCACCUGGGCCACUUCUCGACCGACUUGCAUCUCUUCUUGCGGGAGGAGAGCAUCAACUGCAGAUUCCCCGAAACGCCGCCUUACCGUCCGCCCGAGGCGCCGAGCGCCGCCCCGCCGCUGGUCAGGCCCUUUUCCCAGUACGUGUCGCCGUACCACCUGUGUCCGCCGGUCCAGGGCUAUGUCAGCUCGCUGCAGGAGGGCUUCAGCAGCAUGUUGCGGGACUACCGUGACCACCUAGCAAGCCACGAGCCCGAGUCUGCGCUCGCCAGCACCGUCAGCGCCUUCGUGUCCAGCAUCAGGGCCGGAACCGACGAAGACGGAAUGGAACAAACCGAGGCAGCGAGAGAAAAUGAAGCAGGGCGACCGACGACGCCCGCUGGACAGCUUUCGGACCCUCCGCCUCACGCUGCCCCUCGACCCCCCUCGGUUGACCUGCACACGAACCACCAAGCAUCCCCCGCUCAGUCCACCCAAUCCAACUGCGUCUCCACGUCUUCGGAACUGCCCAUGUCCGGCGUGGAGCCUGGCCCGGAUGCCCUCUUCCUCCCGCCGGCAGAGGCGCUGAGCAGCGUCAUCCGGCAGCUGAGGCCCGAGGUGCUCAGCAACCUGUGUGACAUCAUUAAGGAUGUUCAGAGGAGCUCUGUGAUGCAGUUCUACGUGCACGCCGUCCAGCCGGACGACCAGGUGGUCAGGGACGUCAAGGAGUACCUCACGCAGCAGGGGCACACGGAGCAAGAUCCCGUCUCCUUCUUGAAACAAGAAGUCUCCGAUGGCAAACUUCUGGUCGUCAUCAAGAAAGAAGACAUAGCCGAGCACCUUCACGAGAUUCCCGGACUGGUUUCGCUCAAGCAGCACCGGUCGGUGGUCUUCUUAGGCAUCAACACAGUGGAGGACUUCAGGACGAACGCGUGCGAGGAGCUGUUAGCGGGCGGCGGCUGCGUCCUGUCCGAAGACUUCGUCCUCAAUCCCGACCUGGUCACUUCCGAUCAACUGGAGACCUUAUUGGCGCUCCUGUGGCAACGCAACUCUCCGGAAAAUGUUUGGAGGUGGAAGAUUCACAGCAGACCCUUCAAGAAACUGGAAGAACAGGCCAGGUUCCGGAGCGACGCCGCCGCUCUGCUGGGUGUGGUCAUGGAGCACCACCAGCGGAAGAUCGUGGAGUUCCUGCCGCAGCAUCACUGCGACGAUAAGCAGUCGCCGCCCAACCUCCAUUGUCUCAUCCAACAUCAAGCCCGGCACACCUGCUUCAGACACACCAUCUUCCUCAAAGUGCAUAGUUUAGACUUCAUGCAGUUCUCCAAGAGUGGCAUCAUCGCAGCCGGCAUGGAUGAGAUGUUGCACAGUUUCGACGCGCUACUCGGCCAACACAACAACAAGCCGACUGUCGCCGAGGACCCGCAGGCGGACCGAGGUACAGCCAGGAAGUUGAGUGUCGACGACACGAACGGCGGCGGCACGGAGCAGCAGGCCCGCCACCCCGACCCGAGCCUCACCGACGCCUCGGAGCAGCACGUUUUGGAAGCUUCGCUGGCGGAAAGUGAGACCCAGCACUCGGAAAAAGACCUUGAAAUGCUCCACAUGGCCAUCUCGCAGCUGCGAGCGCAGAUGCACCAGAAACCGGGUUCUGACGCCGAGAGCGGAGGCUCGCCGGCACGGCCGGCGGCAGUGCCACCGGCCAAUGAGAAGACGGCUGCAGAUUCCACUGAUGACAGACAAGAGGAGGCGGAGGCGGCGGGGUCUUCAAGUUCCAAAGAAGCAGAUGACCGAGUCACCUCCAGCACAACUGCCUGUCCUGUGGAGGGCGACGCUAUUGAACGCAGAGUGUCUGAUCCAAACUGGUCGCGAAAGCAUGACAGGGACUUGCGCGCUCGCCAGAGUUCGUCCCAUGCCCCUUCCGCUUUCAGCCAACAACAGCAAAGGUGGAGGGGUGGCAACCACUACCAGAACCACCAGUACCAAGACUACCAGAACCAACAUCAGCAGCAUCCCCAACACUCCAAUUUAUGUUCAGACCCGUACAGGUACCCCACGUGGGGCUUUCCGGGACAACAAGGGGCGUACGGUGGGUAUUGGGACUGGCAGCAGGGAGGAGGGGGCUUCAAUGGUAUGUAAGACCCCUGAAGCAGGUCUGUCCAAACCUGGUCAUCGAGGUCUGCUGUCAUGCAUAGUUUCGAGGUUUCCAAAUGAUCACGCUCGUUUCUUCAGAGCUUGCUGAGACAUUUGAAUCGGGUGUGUCGGAAGGGGUGGGGGGGGGGAUCAUGUAAAAUGUGCAGAAGGGGACCAAAGUUGGACAUCCCUGCCCCCAACUAAACUACUUUCUUCUCAUCGCCCCAGAACUUGUGACAAUUAACAAACCAGGCAGGUGUGUUGACCUGUUCUGGCUGCAGGGGGCGCUGCGAAAAUAAGACAGGUGCUCAAGUGGAUCCUAAAGUUGUUUCCUAAAAUCACUGGUAGACAUUGUUCUAAGAGAGUUCUAAGUUGUCGUCUUUGGUGUUAGCACGUUGCUAACGCAAAGGCGAAUGUAUCUUCACUCCAAAACAAACGUUAGCAUACAAUGGACCAUCAUGAAAACUGUGUUUUGAUCCCCAGAAAAUGUUGUUAAAUUGAUUUUAACUUAAGUUUUUUUUUUACUACUGUUUUAACUUCUCUUUUUUUACACAUUAAAACCUCAGUAAAAAAAUGUUAAA